This is a messenger RNA of Brassica rapa (field mustard), 1789 nucleotides long. RefSeq names its product S-protein homolog 21. The record is from RefSeq and is a predicted model, not a curated record. NCBI's taxonomy places the organism in Eukaryota, Viridiplantae, Streptophyta, Magnoliopsida, Brassicales, Brassicaceae.
UAUUGCUAUCUGAAAAAAGUAUUUUAGUAAAAAGUUAAAAAACAUAAAUUAUAGAAUUAAAAGUAGAAUAUUGAAUUAUUUUAAAAUUUAUUUUAGUAUAAUGUAUAUAGUGUACAAAUAACUUUUCAAAAAUUUAUGAAAUGUUUAAGUUCGCAUCGCGGACAAAACACCUAGUAAAUUAGUAAGGCAUAAUCUAUUAAUCUAAUGAUAUUAGUAUAUUACGUUUAAUUAAUGUCCACGAUUAUGAAAUAUCAUAAGAUUGAAAGUCAUACACUUCAAGUCAUGGUCCAAUAAAUACAAAAUGAAACUCUAUCUAUAGGAUACAAUCUAAAUUAGGAUUAUUCUAUAGUAAAACUAGAUAUACAAGUUGAUAUAUACAUCAUUAUUUCGUAAGUAAAAAAGGUAUAAUAAUAAUUGAUAACAACCAAAAUAAUGUUUAAAAUAUAGAAAAUCUAGUAAAAAUAUUUGAUAACAUCCAAAAUAAUCUUUAAAAUAUAGAAAAUAAUCUAAAUGUGAUUACUGUUCUUUCAAUUAUUGACUGCAUUCGUGAUUAUUUUUGAACAGACAGAUUUGUAAAAGCAAACUUUUCAUAUGAAAUAUUAAAAUAUUAAAAAAUUAAAAAAAUAUGGAGUUUAUUUUUGUAUAUAUACAUGUAUUCAUUCAUAUACGAAAGUUUAUACAAAGAUGAGGGAAAUUCUAGUAUUUUUCCUGAUCGUCUUCAUCUCAAUCCACAGAAUAGACUCUAUCCUACUCUUUAGGCAUUUUAACAUUGAUAUUCAAAAUAAACUUGCAGCUAACCAAAUGGUCUAUUGUAGAGACAAAAAUACAUUAUCCAAAUUUGAAUUUCUUCGCUUCAAGACCGUAAUGGAAGUUAAAUUCAUAAUCUACCCAAAAACUUUGAUAUGGUGCAACUUAUGGAAGGGACCUGAUUAUGUGCAUCAUAUACGAUUUAAUGCAUUUAUUAAGACUGAGGAUUUCAUACAUGACUUAUGUGGGGGUAUGAAGCCUAAUGUGUGUUUCUGGCAAGUGCAAGAUGACGGAGUAUGGUUACGUCAUAAUCCAAGCGGUACCCUUAGGCUUAUGCAUGAAUGGGGUGAUAAAGUUUGACCUAUGAAUUUAUUUUUUAUUUUCUGAUAUGUUGUCAUUAUUUAUCGAGAUUUGUUAUUACAUUUAAACUAUAAUAAACGUAAAAUAUAUUAAGGAAAAUUUAUGUUUAGGUCAAAGAUAAAAGUGAGUUUUUCUAUCAACGGAUAAAAGUGAGUCUAAAAAUUAAUAUGUGUAGUAAAGUUGUUUUGUUUAUUUAUCAUCUCACAAUUGGCUAUUGUUUUAGUUUAUGAAAAGAAACCUGAACUAUUGGGGCAUAUUUUUGUAAUUAUAUUUAGUCAAAGGAGGUGGGAGGUGAAAAGGAAGAAAAACAAAAUGUAACUAGUAAUACUCAUUUCUUUGUUAUUGUCUUAAUUUAUUGCCUAUCUUAGAUCAAAAGAAUAUUUGCAAAUAAACUCAAAAUUAGGUCAAAGAAACAUGUAUUAAUUAAUAUUUACAUAUAUCUAUCUAUCUAUACUAUUUGCGAAGUAAAAUUUUGCAACAGAACUCUCACGUUAAAAAUUAGAGCGGUUAAUAUCGUUUAUACCCUUAAUGAAUAAAACGAAAUUUUAAUUUAUUUGAUUAGAUAAUUGAUUAAAAUUAAUAAUAGUAAGAAUUAUCUAAAAUCUGAAAAUAUAAUUUAAAAAAAAAAGAUAAUUUCUGUAAAUAUUGUAUUGUUAUCUGAAAAAAUCUUUUAGUAAAAAUU